Molecule: messenger RNA, 330 nt
Organism: Scutellospora calospora
Lineage: Eukaryota; Fungi; Glomeromycota; Glomeromycetes; Diversisporales; Gigasporaceae
Source: the annotation of a GenBank genome assembly
AUGUCAGAAGAAAAUUUGGAGAAUUUACGUAAACAAUAUGAACAAACUCAAAGGGAAUUAGAGCAAAUACAAAAUAGAACAAAUACAACUUAUAAUAGAGUAAUUUGUUCAGUUGAACAUAUGGUUGAAAGAAAUUUAACAGAAUCUGAAAAAAGGUUUGUUAUACAACGUAUGGAUCGAGAUACUGAAAUUGCAAUGAAUAUACCUAAUAUUACAUUUACUGAACAAGUUGCAAUGCAUAGAAAAUUUAUGAAAGACAUGAUACUAAGGUUUAUGCCUGAUUGUAACAAGUGUAAUGAAAAACUUGAAAGAUUUCCAUCAACUUUUUAG